Elephantulus edwardii (Cape elephant shrew) is the source of this 612-nucleotide messenger RNA. Its product is annotated as EF-hand calcium-binding domain-containing protein 1-like. The transcript is spliced from 5 exons. NCBI's taxonomy places the organism in Eukaryota, Metazoa, Chordata, Mammalia, Macroscelidea, Macroscelididae. The coding region runs from base 1 to 612 and encodes 203 amino acids. The record is from RefSeq and is a predicted model, not a curated record. Gene Ontology annotation, molecular function: calcium ion binding.
AUGGAGCAGAAGGCACUGAAGAAACUAGUUGAAUCCAUAAGUAAAACUGUCAAGAGCUUUCAAAAAAGUGAAGUUGAGUGUCUCAUAAGACUUUUUCACAGCUUGGUGAAAAAAGAUGGAAAAGUUGAUAAGAUUGGGUUAGAUCGAAAUACAUUUCAAGGAAUCCUACACAACAUAUUUGGAAUGACUGAUGACAUACUCAUGGAUAGGGUGUUUUUUGCAUUUGACAAAGAUAAUGAUAACCACAUAAAUGCAGAUGAAUGGGUUAAAGGAUUAUCUGUGUUUCUUCGAGGGACUUUUGAAGAAAAGCUUAAGUUCUGUUUUGAAGUUUAUUAUUUGAAUGGUGAUGGCUAUAUUUCUCGAGAGGGAGCAUUUGACAUGUUGAAGAACAGUCUGCACCAACAGUCAUUUGAAGAAAAGACUACUGAUGAAGGAAUCAAGGAACUAGUAGAAAUAACCAUGAAGAAAAUGGAUUAUGACAAUGAUGGCAAGAUAUCUUUUGCAGACUUUGAAAGAGCAGUGAGAGAAGACACACUUUUGUUGGAGGUGUUUGGACCAUGCUUACCAGAAGCACAGGUAUUAAGUGCCUACCAAAUUAGAAUUAAAAUAUAA